This is a messenger RNA of Rhizoctonia solani, 711 nucleotides long. Its product is annotated as 3' exoribonuclease family domain-containing protein. The record is from RefSeq and is a predicted model, not a curated record. The transcript has 4 exons. Gene Ontology annotation, cellular component: cytoplasmic exosome (RNase complex); nucleolus; nuclear exosome (RNase complex). NCBI's taxonomy places the organism in Eukaryota, Fungi, Basidiomycota, Agaricomycetes, Cantharellales, Ceratobasidiaceae. Gene Ontology annotation, biological process: nuclear mRNA surveillance; U4 snRNA 3'-end processing; rRNA catabolic process. Bases 1 to 711 code for a protein of 236 amino acids.
AUGUCUCGACCAGACGGACGCGCAAAUGAUCAACUCAGAAGGAUAGAAAUUGAGCUCGGUGGACUUGCUCGUGUAGAUGGAAGCGCACGUUUCAGCUUUGGUAAUUGCAGAGCACUCGCCUCGGUGACAGGCCCAAUCGAAGUUCGACAACUGAUCGAAUUGCCUGAUCGUGCAACAUUUGAAGUGACCGUUAGACCUGUUGCUGGCGUACCUGCCACCCCCGAGAAAGCCCUUGCUAAACACGUUCAUGAUGUCUUUCGUCCCACGCUACUCCUAACUCAACACCCCCGAUCGCUCAUUCAAUUAACAAUCCUCUCGCUUUCUCCUGCAUCAUCGAGCCCAAGCUAUGCUGCAACGCACAUCAACGCUGCAACUCUUGCCUUGUUGAACGCAGCAAGCGUACCCAUGAAGGGCGUGGUGUGUGCCGUAGUCGUUGGGAUAUCAAAAACUGGAGACGUGGUAUUGGACCCUGCUGACGAUGGAGAAUGCAUUCGCGCUGGAUGUUUUGCCCUUUUCUUUUCGGGAGCUGAGGCGCCCGAAGGAGAUAUUGUUUGGGCUGAUUGGAGAGGUGCGACUUCGAAAGAAGAGGCAAGUGUACUCUAUGAAAGUGCUGUAAGACUAGCUCGAACUGGAGCCAAGCAGGUUCUUGUCUCGAUUCAAAGCUCGUUGCUCCGUCGAGGGAAAAGUGACUCUCAAAUGGACUUGUCCUAG